AUGGAACGCGAAGAGGAGGCGGGCAAUGCAAGGGAGAGCGCGCGAUACACGGGAUCCUCCACGCCGGCUGGCAGCGCCGUGGAGAGCGAGCGGCACGGCGCCCCGGAGGUGUCCUACACGCCGGUCUUCUGCGUCUCCGCCGGCGACUUGCACGACGCGACCUCGGAGGACGCGGUGGAAUUCGACGAGGGCAGCGGUGCGUCUGCGACGGCCCACCACGCGGCCGUCUCCGAGUUGGGGGCGUGGGAAACCAGCAAUGCAGAGGAGCCGGAGAACGUCUACGAGCGAGCGUUUUUCAUUCACAGAAGCCAGACGCCCCCACUGAAGGCGCUCCUCGGUUUUUCCGGCACCCCCCGCGUGAGCCCGCAGGGCCAAAGCCUGCAUAGAGACCGGCACGGGUCUGUGCAUUUCAUAGCCUUUUCCUCCGCAACGUCCGAUAGAACCAUGAUUGACCACGGCGCCUCGCUGGAUCAUGUUGCGGUUCGAACACCAGAUGCGAGCUCAGGUGCCCGUAAAGGGGUUCUGCAGGCCUACCUCGCACAGUCGGUCAAAGGACGCCACGCACGAGCAUCUUGGAGCAACCCAAGAUUGCGCAAACUUUCUCUUACUGGCUCCCACGCGAGACAUGCCAGCUACAACGUGUACAGUUGCGUGGUUGGUGAUGCCCUCAGAAUUUCUGUUGGGGGAACGCGUUCCACCAGUUGUCCAGUUCGUCUUCCACGUACAGAGACGAGCUCGGGUCCGCCAGGUUCCUGUUGGGAGUGCUCCACCUGUCUGGCGCCGACUGAAACUCGCACUCCCUCUCUUUCUAGUACUUGCUGCGGUACGGGCGUCGUGCGACGGCAUCGCUCCGACGAGUUGCUGCAGUACCGCCUGGCUGUUCAGCAUGCCAAAAAGGGCAGGUACGGAUUGAGUAUUCGGGACGUUCUCGCAAACCCCGACGCCGCCGAUGAUGAGGAAGAGGAGCAGGAGGAAGAUAGUUUUGCCUUAUGUGAGUAA
Molecule: messenger RNA, 999 nt
Organism: Trypanosoma conorhini
Lineage: Eukaryota; Euglenozoa; Kinetoplastea; Trypanosomatida; Trypanosomatidae
Exons: 1
Coding region: 1-999 (332 amino acids)
Source: RefSeq, a predicted model, not a curated record